UCUUUCCUUCUCUCCCCAAAAUUCUUUAUCUCGUGUAUAAGCACUUUGAUUUCCUCCUCAGGUCUUCUUCGGCUGGUGAGCUUCUUUCUCGUCCUCAGAGGUCUCACCUAUAGCCUUGCCCUGGCCCUACCUGCUGUGCAGCUUGCACCGGAUGGAGUCCCUCCUAAUGUUCUUCCGUUGCGGCGUCCCUCCCCUAAACUUUCUUUUCCGAAUCUUCGUACUCCUCCCCGUUUGUCUGCGUUGUGUGCAUCCUCUCGACGAUUGACCACUUCUUCCUCUCGUGUCAUCGUUACGUAUCCCCCACGGAACGAACACCUUCAUCACCAUUCCUUUUCGUGCUCAUAGCAUCCCCAUCAGUUCUGUCUUUAUUCUGUCAUUCUGUCACACCUCCAUAGCCGCUUUCCUCCCUCCAUUCUUUACUGCAUCAUUUCGUUUCCUCUUCAUCUCAAUGUUUCUCACCUACACGAACCUACUCAUCUCCGUGGUCAAUUCCCAUUGGGCUAUGCGCCACUCUUAAAGAAGAAGAAGAACAAGAAUCUCUGCGAAUCUCCCUUUGUGGAUCACUGCCGCACUGUGAAGAGGAAGAAGGAACAAUGUCGAACCUUGCCGCGACGCUGCCUUUUCUCCCGUUCCUGUUGGUGCAACUGGAAAGCUGGAGCGGCGAGAUUAGCGUGUUAGAUGCCCGAGCAAACAGCCACUACCACGAGGGCUACGCCUUUACCCUAUGGAAGCUGCCGUCGGCCGUGGAAUGUAGAGACCCCAGGCGGCAGGCAGUCGCUCUCCGUGAGACCACUUCGCCCUUUUGGCCCAUGCCACUACGGUUCAAGCAGCUCAGAAGCGGGUUCUACUGCUUCACAGCCAUCAAACGAAACUGCUACCGCGAAUGCCACAAUGUCACCUCCGCGGUCACCCAACUUCAGGGCACCAACCCUCCUCCACGUUGCUGCGACGCUCGCGACGUCCACUUCACAUGGACUUCGAGCGACAGCGUCUUAGACGUGACAGUCACCACCACACGAGAGAGCGUCGCCUGUCGCCUGUUCCUGGUCACCAUUUGGCCGGUGCCUCUGUGGUCUGACGUCUGUUACGAUCAGCUCAACAAACGUCGCCAUAUCACGCAUCAGGCCGCAGCAAACUCGACCACAAGCUUCUUUAAGCUGAACAAGAACGAAGCUUUCUGUGUCACUAUCAUACCUGGAUGUUUUGACUGUCAUCUACAAUGUCCCAUGCUUGCCUCCGAGAAGGUUACCAUCGGAGCGGAGUUCAACUACAUAGCUCCUGCUGAAGGUGAACGUGUCGCUGAAAACGAUACAUUGGAACCCAUUAUUCGAUUCGUUUUUAUUGGAAGCAUCUUAUUGUUGGCUAUGUGGACGGUAGUCAUUGUAAGAAUCGUAACAACGAGGACAGUGUCAACAAGGGGCCAGUUUGAUGUGUAAUGUGUCGUCCACGUUCAUUGCCCAAUUCUUAUUUUUGCUGUUGCAUAUUUCGUAGUGUUUGUUCCAGGAUAUUCGAAGUCAUAAAAGGUACUUUUUAAUGUUGAAUGCACUUCACAAUGCUGUACCCGCGUGUCCGGAUCAGCGUCUGGAUCCCAAGGUGUUUUUAUCUGCAGCCAAUGGAUAUAAGUAUUCUCGCGUAUACUGCUCUCCUGACACAUGCAAGUGUGUGUUGGGGAGGUCGCCCUAGUUUCACUGCUGAGGCUGUGAGGGCGACUGGCGCUAACAGAACUACGCGUGGUCGUCAAGGGGAAGGGCAAAGGGAACUGUGGUGUAGUGGCGUCAGUGGUAUUAAUAUUGUACUGCACGCGCUUCAUCUUGUUAGCAUUUUCUCUCUCUUUCUGCUUGAGGAUUGUGAAGCUGUAUGUCCUGUUCAUCUACACUGGCAACGAGGAUUGGAUGACAUU
This is a messenger RNA of Ornithodoros turicata, 1900 nucleotides long. RefSeq lists its product as uncharacterized. NCBI's taxonomy places the organism in Eukaryota, Metazoa, Arthropoda, Arachnida, Ixodida, Argasidae. Bases 594 to 1436 code for a protein of 280 amino acids. The record is from RefSeq and is a predicted model, not a curated record. The transcript is spliced from 2 exons.